UCCAGAUUGAGUUACACGUGUGUACUUAGUGUUCGAACUUCUUUACCCGCGAGUGAUCAUGAUACUGAUUAUAGCGUUUGUAGCAUUGAUUGCGGUGCUACUUCUUUCAUGGCUAUCCUUGAUGUGGGAUAAGAGAUUAACGAAUGUAAAAGGGCCUACCCCUUUCCCGAUUAUAGGAAGCGGGCAUUUGUUUGCCGUGGAUUCAACGGAAUUCCUUAAAGUUUUAAAGCGAUUAGAGGUUGAAUAUGGAGGUAGUGCAACAAUAUAUAUAUCUUCGAUGCGUUACAUCGUAACUGCUAAUCCAAAGUUAAUUGAGGGAAUAUUGACAAGCACUGAUCUCCUUGCCAAAGGUUACUUAUAUAACUUCAUCAAGCCCUGGCUCGGUAAUGGUCUUCUGACUUCUGAAGGUUCAAGAUGGAAGGCGCAUCGAAAAUUCCUAACACCGGCAUUCCAUUUCAACAUUUUGCAAAACUUCCUGCCCAUAUUCUGUAACAAUGGCAAAGUGCUGACGGAAAAAUUGCGAAAUCUGGCCAACGGGUCACCAAUAAACGUGUUCCCGAUCUUUGCAUUGGCUGCACUUGAUAAUGUCACAGAAUCCAUAAUGGGGGUAAGCGUCAACGCGCAAGAGGACAGCGAGUCAGAGUUUGUGAAAGCAGUCGAAGUAAUGUCAAGUAUAGCUUCGAUGCGGAUGCGCAAUCCGUUCGUGGCGCCCGACGUGGUGUUCAACUUAUUACCCUACAAAGCUGACCAGGACAAAGCCUUGGACAUCCUCCACAGCCAAACCAGAAAGGUCAUCAACGCAAGGCAAGAAGAACUGAAAAACUCUGAGAUCACCGACUUGGGUGCUAAUGCAGAAAUUGGAUUAAAAAACAAACACGCAUUUUUGGAUCUCUUGCUAUUAGCAGAAGUUGAUGGUAAAAAACUUAGCGAUGAACAUAUUAGAGAAGAAGUGGACACUUUUAUGUUUUUAGGCCACGACACAACAACAGCCGGUCUGGCUUAUUGUGUUUACUGCCUUUCAAACCACGAAGACGUUCAAGAAAAGAUUUUUGACGAACAGAAAGCCAUAUUUGGCGAUGAUUUUGAAAGGAAUCCUACAUACAGUGAACUGCAUCAAAUGAAAUAUUUGGAUUUGGUAAUCAAGGAAUCGUUGCGCUUAUUUCCUUCUGUGCCUGUGAUUGGGAGAGAAAUCGAUCGAGAUGUAGAUAUGGCUGGACAUCGCCUACCAAAGGGCACUACUGUGGUGAUGGACUUCUUCAACAUGCAGCGAAACCCUGAGCUUUACGAAGACCCCCUAGAUUUCCGGCCUGAACGGUUCGAGAAUAUCAAUAGAAACCCCUUCUUCUGGCUGGCUUUCAGCGCGGGACCCAGAAACUGUAUCGGUCAGAAGUUCGCGCUAAUGGAAAUGAAGGUCACUUUAUCCGAGAUCGUCAAAAACUUCAAGAUAUUACCAUACGGUGAAGAACCAGAGCUGGGGGCUGACCUGAUACUUCGAUCUCCCAAUGGUAUAAAAGUUAUACUUGAAACAAGAUAGCCCAAGUAUAGAUAGCUCAUUUUAACCCUGGGUUGCACUUAUUCUUCUUCUUUUUAAUCUUCUUCUGAACUUUCUGACAUUAACUAUUUACUUUUAUGAUUUUUAUUUAUACCAAAUUUAGUUAGGUACAGUUAGAGUUAAAGUGAUGCAACUCAGCAAAGUACAAUAAACUUUGAUCUAUUAAUUUCGUACUUGAUUUAUUAAAGAUUCUGACAAAACAUU
Ostrinia nubilalis (European corn borer) is the source of this 1756-nucleotide messenger RNA. RefSeq names its product cytochrome P450 4d2-like. The transcript is spliced from 11 exons. Gene Ontology annotation, molecular function: iron ion binding; oxidoreductase activity, acting on paired donors, with incorporation or reduction of molecular oxygen; heme binding. NCBI's taxonomy places the organism in Eukaryota, Metazoa, Arthropoda, Insecta, Lepidoptera, Crambidae. The record is from RefSeq and is a predicted model, not a curated record. The coding region runs from base 59 to 1534 and encodes 491 amino acids.